AUGGCCGGCCGGAUCAGUUCGGCCUUUUAUUACUCCGUGCUUGUUUUUCAUUUAAUAUUGUUAACGAGUUCGAAUAAUGGACAGAGGUAUGGUGAUAAAGCGACUACACUUCACAUCACGGAGGACCAUGAAUCGUUUGGUUACAAACGGCCACUUGUCAUCAAUCGGAACGAAUAUUCGGAUGAUGCCAGCGAAACGUCAGCUAGUCGAAAUCGAAGGGAUGUCCCUCCAAUGCAUUCAAAUAAUAAAGCAAACAUCAUAACGAAGGUUAAUGCUAUGAAUGAUUCGCAUCAACAGUUGAUGGUACAUUGGGUGGGUGAAGGAUCUAAUGUAAUAAUAUGUCUUGCAAGGGAUAGUACACCUACAGUAAGAUUGCAAGGAAGCAAGGUUUCUGUACCCAGCAAUCCCAGUGCUGUAUAUAUAAGUUACGAUUAUGGUGAUACAUUUAAGAACAAGACAGAAGAGUUUAAGAUUUCUUCUAAACCAAAUGCAGCAUAUGCAACUUUGGAUAAGUUUACCAAUCAUCCAAAAUUUUACAAAUAUUGUGUCUUUGUAGACAGUACAAAUAGUUUAAUUUUUGUUACAUCUAAUAACGGCGAACGUAUUGAAAGAGUAAAACUACCAUUCCAACCAAGCGAAAUUUCAUUUUAUGAAAUGGAUCCCAGAAUUCUUCUUGCUCUGGAUAAAGUAGGUCCAGCACGAAAAUUAUGGUAUUCGAAUAACAUGGGAUUCACGUGGUUGCCGUUAUAUCGUUACGUGAAAGCGUUCUUUUGGUCUUCUACACAUAACAUAAUGAUCGAACAUAUGCUGCCUUCCGGAUCGAACACCGUUUUGGAAUUCCCUUUGUUAGAGGAAAAAUUGGAUAUGCCUUUGUUAGAGGAAAAAUUGGAUUUUAUGAAUCGAUUCGAAUCGCUUGCGUCGAACAUACUGUUCAACAGAUCGUUGACAGUCGUAAUCACUAACGUCGAAGAUUUUCAAAUUAGAGGCAAUUAUAGGUUCGCAACAUCGAAGGACGGAAAGAAUGGAUCAGAAAACUUGAAUCUUUUCGUGUCUUAUAAGACUAAUAAUUUUGUUAAGGCCGAGUUCAAUACAGAUUUACCUUGUAAAAAUUACCACAUCGUCGAUGUUUCUCAUAAUAGAGUCUUUGUUGCGGUUGCCCACAAUGAGACUCAAAUCAAUCUUUAUAUAUCAGAAGUGAUCGAUCAAAAGAAGGCAACUUUCGUUUUAUCACUUGACGGAAUUCUUACAUUUUUCCCAAAUAGCACUUGGAAAGACAGUUGGUUAAAUGAUGUAGCCGACGAGGCAUUUACAGACUUGUAUAAGGUUGAGGGUCUUCGUGGUAUUUACAUAGCGUCGCAAGUAAAAGGAACACCGAAAUCAGGCUCUAUCGCACCAGAGCAUUUAGUAUCGUUAAUAACAUUCGAUCACGGAGCAACAUGGAACCCCAUAACUCCACCUCCUGCGAAUCACGAAGGGUUCUAUAUCCAUUGUACAAAAGAUUGUUCGUUACAUCUGAGUCAACGUUUUAAUCAGUUAUAUCCUGUGACGAGGUCGGUGUCGAUCAUGAGCUCGAAAUCUGCUCCCGGCAUUAUAAUGGCAACCGGGGUUAUAGGGCCAAAUCUUAAAGGUCAUCCUGCCCUUUACGUGUCUAGAGACGCUGGUCUCACUUGGAAGCAAGUCCUCAAGGAUUAUUUCUUUUUCAAUAUGGGCGAUCAUGGUGGUCUGUUGGUAGCUGUAAAGUAUUUCAAGUCACGCGGCGAAACGAGCGAUCUUUUCUAUUCCGUCGACGAGGGUGAAACAUGGCAGUCGUAUAAGUUUAACGAAAAAAUGUUACGAGUGUACGGAUUGAUGACCGAACCGGGCGAAAACACGACGGUGUUUACGAUGUUUGGUUCAGACAGCGGGCAGCAUCAAUGGUUGAUAAUUAAAGUUGACUUGCGGAAUGUGUUCGAAAGAGAUUGCACCAAAGAUGACUUUAAGUUCUGGUCUCCGUCGAGCACGGAGCAACCGGUGAUGCCCUGUGUAUUGGGCCGAAUGGAGACUUACCAGAGAAGAGCAGCGCAAGCAAAAUGUUACACAGGCGUGGAUUACGAUCGUCCUAUAAAGACAAAAAUAUGUCAGUGCGAUUACAACGACUACGAGUGCGAUUUUGGGUUCGUGCGAGAUGGCUACCCGUAUCAUUGCAUCCGCGACAAAUCGAUAGUUCUUCAUGAUCCUUACGCUGUGCCAAGCACCUGUAAACCUGGAAAAUUUUAUAAUCGGACGAAGGGUUAUAUAAAGAUAACCGACGACGAGUGCAUCGGUGGCUUGGCCAGGAACUUCGAGCCGGACGAAAUUCCGUGUCCUAUAUCGGAGGUGUCUGAAAUUUUGUUGGUGGCUCAACGAGAACAUAUAUCGCGCAUCAGUUUGGUAGAAGAGAAACUGGAAAGGUUGCCAGUUCACGGUAUAAAGAACGUGAUAGCCAUAGAAUUUGAUAUGAAAAAUAACUGUCUGUAUUGGGCGGACAUUGUGAACGAUACAAUUGGUAGGCAGUGUUUCAAUUAUGGCACUAGUUAUCCUGAGAUAUUGGUGGAAACCGACUUGAGUUCUAUAGAAGGAAUGGCCCUCGACUGGGUGUCGAAUCUUCUCUAUUUCGUGGACGGUGUUAAGAUGAGAAUUCAAGUAAUUAGGACGGACAUAUCCACUAUGGGUAGAAUGCGAAGAACCAUUCUCGGGCCUAACAAUUUGAUAAAGCCCAGAGGUAUAGCAGUUCAUCCGAUGAACGGGUAUAUGUUCUGGACCGAUUGGGCUCCGUCCAAUGCUUCCGUUUCAAGGGCCAAUCUUGAUGGUACAGACGUGAAACGGUUAUUCGUUGAACCAACCGUCGAGUGGCCAAAUGGAAUAACGAUAGACUAUAUAUCGGAACGUAUUUAUUGGGUAGAUGCUAGACAGGAUUAUAUUGGGUCUAGCGAUUUCGAUGGCAAGAAGUUCAAGAAGGUGAUCUCGAAGAACGGCAGGGUAUCGCAUCCUUUCGCUGUUGCGGUCUUUAAGGACAACAUGUAUUGGGACGAUUGGAAACAGUCUAUGAUAUUCGUCGCGGAUAAAAAUUACGGUUUAGGUAUAACUACGAUUAUGGGCCAUUUGCCUGGUCUGAUGGAUCUGAAAGUAUUCGGCCACAGCACGCAGUUUGGCACCAACGCUUGCAGCAACAGUACCUGUUCGCACAUUUGCGUGGGCGCGCCUCGCGGUGGCCACGUGUGCCUUUGUCCGGACGGAAUGGAGAUGAGCGAGGAGAAAUGCAAGUGUCCGGGUGGCAUCGAACCGUUCGCAAAUUCCACCUGUCCACGAGUAGCCAGUACCUGCGCGGCAAAUCAGUUUGCUUGCCGUAAUGACGUAUGCAUCCCCGCUUUUUGGCGUUGCGACGGCGACAACGAUUGUGGCGACAACUCGGACGAGAUUUACUGCAACAGGACCAUGUGCAACUCGAACAGAUUCGAAUGCGACGACAAGUGCAUCUCCAAGUACUGGGUCUGCGACCUGGAUAAGGAUUGCAAGGACGGCAAGGAUGAGAUGAAUUGCACGUACUCGAAUUGCACCGAGUACCAAUUCAGGUGCGACAACGGCAGGUGUAUAUCGCACAGGUGGAUCUGCGAUGGAGAGGAUGACUGCCGGGACGGCUCCGACGAGAAGUCUUGUAAGGGAAAAAUGACUCCGAGCACUUGCAGAUCCGACGAGAUACUGUGUAAAUCAAACCAUGCGUGUAUACCGACUAGUUGGAAGUGCGACGGCGAUCCAGACUGCAUCGACGGUAUGGACGAGGCGGACUGUACCAAUAUGGUUUGCGAGAGUUGGCAAUUUACGUGUAAUUCGUCGCGGUUGGCCAAGAACCGAUGUAUUUACCAGUUUUUCGUAUGCGACGGGGACGAAGAUUGCGUCGAUGGUUCGGACGAAGCGAACUGUACCGUCACGGUUCCUCCGGCACCAUUGGCACCGAUGCUGCCCACCAGUCUCUGCAACGACUGGAUGUUCAUGUGCAACAAUAAGAAGUGCGUGCCUUAUUGGUGGAAAUGUGACAGCAUGGACGACUGCGGGGAUGAUUCCGACGAGAUCGGCUGCGGAAACGCCGAGGAAGUCGACGCCACUAUCGUCUCUAUCACCGAACAGCCCAAAGUCUGCCGGGAACAACAAUUUCAAUGCCUAAACGGUGAAUGUAUUCAGGACGCGUGGGUGUGCGACGGGUCGAAAGACUGCCCUUCCGGAGAAGACGAGGCGCGAUGCGACGGAGUCCAGGUCGCCUGUAAGAAAGGCCAGUUCAAGUGUCGCAUGGACGGCGGUUGUAUACGUAUAAGAGAUGUCUGCAAUGGUAUAGAAGAGUGUCUCGACGGCAGCGAUGAGUUAGGUUGUUCGGGCGAACAACAUUCCAGCCCGGCUGCCACGCCGUCCUGUCUCGUAGGACUGUUUCCCUGUGACGAGAUUCGUUGCUACUCAUUGUCGGCUUAUUGCGACGGUUAUCCGGAUUGCCUAGACGGCUUUGACGAGAGCAACUGCGAAAAGAACGGCUCCCGCGUUUAUCAGGUCCUCAUGAUGGGAGUCGAUGAACGAUCAGUAAAUGCUACCAGCUUUUUCAUGUUCUGGUGGAUGCCUGUACCUAUAAACGUCACUUUCGAAUUCUUACCAUCCAUUGCGUAUGCAGAACCUGGUGCUAAUUGGACCAACGCCACCGAAUGGAUCGAGGAAAUGGAGUAUCAGUUUAAUGACCUCAAGCCUUAUACUCGUUACAACGCAACGGUUCACGUUAGGCUAAAGGGGCAGUCUACCGUAUUCCCACCGGCGAAAUAUCAGAUUGUCACGACCGGGAAAGGUGUUCCUUCGGAACCACGGAAUGUUACCGUCAGACAGGGUAAUGGGACUCGUGUGGAGAUCAGCUGGCUGCCGCCCUUGAAUCCGAACGGACCCAUCAUCGGUUACGAAGGCUUCGUUGCACCACCUAUACCGCCCAUGCAAUUCUUUAGACCAGGACUCAAGACGUCAGCGAUUAUCUACAUGCUUUUCGAGGCGGGCAAGAAUUAUUCUUUCUGGGUGAUAGCCAAAAACGAGGAAUACGAGUCUGCUUCUUCGAACGUGGCAACCUUGACUUUCGACGGGUCUGCGAAUGUAGACGACAUCGAGGGUCUGAAGGUGGUCGCGACCACGAAUCACUCUGUUACCUUAGCUUGGAAGCCAAUGAAAUCCGUCGAUGGAUAUCACAUUACACCAAAGGCUCCUGCUCAUUAUCCCUCGUUGCGAACGAUCUCGACGCUGGAGAAUCAAAUAGAAAUUACUAAACUGGCUCCGGGAGUUAAAUACAUUUUUGAGAUCAGUGCUGUAAAGAAGAAGUAUGUCGGAAAGGCUGCUCCUAUAUACGCCACUACGGAAGGCGCACCUUUACCAUUGGUGACACAAUUCGUUGCUCAAUUAGUUAAACCGCACGGAACAACGGUGAAAUUGUCUUGGGAGCCGCCGAAGAGCACUCGGAAGAUCAGGUGGCAGUAUGCGGUUCAUUAUGCUAUCGAUAUAGUGGAAUUCUUCAAAGAUUAUAAGCUUCUCACCACGAACGUGUCAGCUACUAUCAAGGAUUUGGAGGCCUGUGAAUUCUACAUGUUCGCGGUUGGUGUUAACGGAGACUAUGGCGCGGGUGCAUUGACUCCACCUGUUCCAGUAUUUACACAUUUCAAUCAACGCGCUCCGCCGAAGAAAUUAAGGGUCAUGCCGUCGGAUAAACAUGAUACCAUAGUUGUUUCAUGGAGUUCAAGUUGUCCCACGAUCGACGAACCGAUCCAGUACACGAUUACCGUGAUAGAGAUGGUAUUGAACAAACAUUUUGCUGUCACUUUGCCACCAACGAACGAAACGAUAAUGAAGCACACGUUUAACUCGAUAAAGCAUGGCGGAAAAUAUCGAAUCGUCGUAUCAACGUAUGUUGAUAACGCUAUACCAAGUCAGCCAUACAUCUAUACAGCCCCGCCAAUCCCGCCACCUCAUCAAUUGACGGUUAUACACAAAGAUCAGGAUUAUGUUAUCUUUUGGCAAGAGCAUGAUCUACCGGAAAGCCUGAAAAACGAAAACUAUCAUUAUGAGAUUCUGGUGGUUGAAGAAUCGCGCACGAUGAAUGAAUCGAUUUCUACUAUGUACAAAAGCAAUCAGCCACCGUACAUUUUUAAGGGCGUUAAGCCAGGUGUAAUUUAUACAAUUGCUGUUCGUUUGGUCACCGAUGAAGGUUAUCGAAGUGUCUUGAGCGAGAUUUUGAGCACCAGGAACACUGCAGAAACAUCGAUGCCAGUAACGAUGAACACAUCGAACAUCUUGUCGUUUGCAAUACCGAUCUGUUUGCUUAUUUUGGCUCUUGGGUCUGCGUUGGCUUAUUUCGUCGUAAGACAUAGAAGAUUGUCUAAUACUUUCACGCAGUUUGCCAAUAGUCACUAUGAUACUAGACGCGGGCAAGCAACUUUCCCAGGAACUACAGAUGGUCUAGAAGAAGAAGAUAGCCCUGUUAUCCGAGGCUUUUCUGAUGAUGAACCGUUGGUAAUAGCAUAAACCCAGAUAUCAUACAGCGUCUGUAGUAAAUAUACACACUCUCUCCCCCUCCACGAAUACACACCCACACACAUUAACGAGCAUGCGUAACAAACUCAGCAGCUACACUACACGUAUAUAUACGUACAUGAAUAUAAAUAUGAUAUUUACAUGUUAGGAGAAAUGUGCCAAGACACUAUUAUUAAUAUGAUAACUUAGAGCACGCGUGCACGCGCGCGCAUAUAUACACACACAAUUACACAAAAAUACAGACAGACAAACAAAGAAACAUACAGGACAGAUAAGACUUGAUCACAAAAGUGGAAAGCUUUUAUGGAAGUGGCUCAAGACUGAUACACUUCAUUAAUUAUAGUACAUACAGAUUGAUCAGACGGGCUGCUUAGAGCACUUACAUGAAAGCUUUUGCAUAUCAUCACCUUAUGUUGUCUAGAGAUCUAAUUACACAUGUACAUGAUAUUGAUUAGUAUACGGAAAGUUAAGUUUACGUUAUAUCGGCGGGGCCGCAGAAAUGGAACCUCUUGUUUGAUAUAUCUGUAAAGGACAGACAGCGCAUGAGAGAGACAGAGAAAGGGAGAGGGAGAGGGGAUGGGAAAGAGAGAAAACGGGAAAGAGAGCGAGAGAGAGAGAGAGAGUAAUUUGUAUAUAUAGUAAAUAUUUUGUACCGAACCGCAGAACCCAUGAACGUUUUCGAGAUGCCAUGCAUAAAAUGACGUUCAUACGGAUUUCUACUGUAUGUAUAUGCAUAAUGAGGAAAUCAUAUAUACUAUGACGAAGUUCUUUCAUCGUCUAUGUUUUGGAAUAUUCGUACGGAAAGUGAAGUCCCGUUGGGUUUUCCUUUUUGAGAAAUUUUUCUUCUCCAAAGUCUGCAUUUAUACGAGCGGAUUCGCUCUGCGCCUUUUACUUUUUUUGUAAUAAAUCUUUUUUAUGUAAUACACAGACACUCGAAUAAGCUUAUUCAUACUUUAAGAAAAAGUCCACGAAGCUUGUGACAGCGGUGAGAGUUCCGUUAGUUUAAUCAUUUCAGUAUAAUGACGACGAUGAUUGGUGACUCUAUACUUAGGUCGUGGUUCACUAAGGAAGGAAGCAGAUGAUUGGAUCACCAAUUUCAUGAAUAAUUUUUCAUUAAAAACAAAUUGUAUCUUUUAAGCUUUGCUGAUCAAGGAACUAGUACGUUUUGCCUUGAACAUCGUUCAGGUGAAACUGUACGGUUCACAGUUUCAUUAGAAAGGGACAGCGUUUGGAUUUUAUUAUACAGUGUUUUUAAAUAUGUGGCAAGUACUGUAGGGAUGGAUUCAGAUCCUGAAACCAUAAUAAAUGUUCAUGUAAAUAUAUAUUCCAUACGACAUUGUUUUCAUGUUAGUCUUUUUUUAUGUUAAUUUUGCAAAAACUUUCUUAAGCACCGCAUUGGAUUUCUUUAUAAUUACUUCAGUUUUACCAGCUUUACGGAGGUUUUUAUACACGUACUGAAUUUUUGCAUAGCAUAAUUCAUAUUACUUUUGGGAUAUAGGAUUUCUGUGAAUUUGUUUGAUAGUUUCUAGCUUGUAUAUGAAUCUUUGUAGUACUUGCCUCGUAUUAAGGUACAACCUGUAGAUGUAAAUAAUAAAUAAACGAAGCGGUUGGACGUGUUUGUAACUUCGCUCUAUUAAUAUUGAAAACUCGCUUUGAAAAAUCCAAGAUUUAUGUCUUCAGCGAACUAGUUCGAUGCCCUCUUUUAUACACGGAAUCGAUUAAUUUCAUGGAAUAUUAGUUAGGUACAAAACUUGAAAUGUUCGUAAAGCGAUUUUUAACCGAAUUUUUAUUCCUUUCGAACGAAAGGUCGACGGUAAUUUUCUCUUGAGAGGAAAGCGUGUACGAGAAGUCAUUAGAAUUUCCUCUUUAUUUAGGAGAAAAAAUCGUCAUUGUAAUUUUAAGUCUAAUCGGAGAGAUCAUACACGAUUGUAAACUUGCAUACGUCGAACGAAGAUUCAACGAUUUAUCGCUCAACAGAUAGGAUAGACAGGUAAAUUUGUUUGGGAAUAGGAAGUAUCAAGCAGUAUUAUCAAGGUCUGUUCGUUGCUGCGUCGCAUCUAAACGACUAGGUUUAUAUCGGUUUCAACUUGAAAUGUGUUUAAUCUCAGAAACAAUGUUUUCGGUAUUUCUAAUGAGUAACUUGUAAAUUAUAAAUUCGAAUAUUUAAGUUACCACAGACGGCUUUGUUGUAAAUUUUUUGUCGAACGUUCCAACGACUUUCAAGCGAUAAAAGGUCUGAUAAAUUUUUAUUAUCGAAUUUUGCCGCGUAUCGAGCUUUAUUUUGCCUUGAUUGUGUUUGGUUUUACUUGUAUGCAACUUGUAGUUUUCAGUACUUUUAAUUUUGUCGAUUUUAAUGCGAUUAAAUGAUAACAAAUAUUCGACGAAUACUCUGAGAUAAAGCGUUGUUGGGAUUGCAAUUAACCCGUUUUACAUUGUUAACACGAUAUUGUUACACAAAGAAGAAACGAGAACAAGGGUGAACGAGAACGAUGGACUCGGAUAUUUCGGUCCAGUUUCGCGAGAACGACGAUUUUAAGGGUGCGUAGCUUGUACGUGUAAAUCUCAAGGGUUAUAGCAAUAUAACAGUGAUAUAUACAUAAUAUAUAAAAAUAUAUACGUAUACAUAUAAUAUAUUUGCGUGUAAAUAAAUGAAAUUAAGGCACUGAGAAGUGAGAUUUUGUUUUCGAGGAAAAGAGAAAUGACUGUCGCGCAUACUGGUUGCGUGUUGCUUCAUAAUAAAGUAAAUACAUGUUUAAUAUCAUCGUUAUUAUGUAAUAAAAUAAUAAUGAAGUAAUUCCUAAUUGCCAAUACUACCAAAUGCUCUGUUAAAUUUGUGUAAAACUAAUAAGACAUUAAUACUUUGACGUCAGCGACACUAUUACUACACGGU
Colletes gigas is the source of this 9451-nucleotide messenger RNA. Its product is annotated as sortilin-related receptor-like. Gene Ontology annotation, biological process: post-Golgi vesicle-mediated transport. The record is from RefSeq and is a predicted model, not a curated record. Gene Ontology annotation, molecular function: protein binding. Gene Ontology annotation, cellular component: Golgi apparatus; membrane. Bases 1 to 6552 code for a protein of 2183 amino acids. The transcript has 11 exons. NCBI's taxonomy places the organism in Eukaryota, Metazoa, Arthropoda, Insecta, Hymenoptera, Colletidae.